AUGGUCACUGCCGCAGCCAGCUGGUCACUGCCGCACCCAGCUGGUCACUGCCGCACCCAGCUGGUCACUGCCGCACCCAGCUGGUCACUGCCGCACCCAGCUGGUCACUGCCGCACCCAGCUGGUCACUGCCGCACCCAGUAGGUCACUGCCGCACCCAGCUGGUCACUGCCGCACCCAGCUGGUCACUGCCGCACCCAGCUGGUCACUGCCGCACCCAGCUGGUCACUGCCGCACCCAGCUGGUCACUGCCGCACCCAGCUGGUCACUGCCGCACCCAGCUGGUCACUGCCGCACCCAGCUGGUCACUGUCGCACCCAGCUGGUCACUGCCGCACCCAGCUGGUAACUGCCGCACCCAGCUGGUCACUGCCGCACCCAGCUGGUCACUGCCGCACCCAGCUGGUCACUGCCGCACCCAGCUGGUCACUGCCGCACCCAGCUGGUCACUGCCGCACCCAGCUGGUCACUGCCGCACCCAGCUGGUCACUGCCGCACCCAGCUGGUCACUGCCGCACCCAGCUGGUCACUGCCGCACCCAGCUGGUCACUGCCGAGCUGGUCACAAGUGUUACAACCAUUAUCAAGUCGACUGUGAUAAUGGUCUACAGUGGUCUUGGUAAUGGUCCACAGUUGUCUUGGUAA
Molecule: messenger RNA, 642 nt
Organism: Procambarus clarkii (red swamp crayfish)
Lineage: Eukaryota; Metazoa; Arthropoda; Malacostraca; Decapoda; Cambaridae
Source: RefSeq, a predicted model, not a curated record